CAUCGGUGCACAUUCACCGUUCGCCGUCCGACGGUUACCAACGUAUACCUUAACAAUAACAGCAGUAAAGUACAAUAACACAGUACCAACAAUGAGAGUGUUCGUUUUUUUAAUUUUGUAUGCGGUCUCUGUUUAUGGGAGAGUGACGCCCGACUUCUUUCCUCAAUGCAAGAGAAGCGAUCCACAGAUAGACAAGUGCGUUUUGGACGCCGUCGAGACAAUGAGGCCUCGUCUGAAGACGGGCAUUCCUGAAGUCAACAUUCCGCCUUUAGACCCCUUCAUGGUGCCAACGUUGAAACUGGACAGGACUGCUCCAAAUCUGCGAUUGAAAGCCACGAUCAAACAAACUAAAGCCUUCGGGGGAAGUAACUUUAAGAUUGAAAAGUUGAAGAUUAACUUGAAUAAUAAGUACACAGGGGAGAUUAAAAUGGUUUUCCCAAAGUUGAUGGUGGUUGCGGAUUACGACGUGCGUGGCUCUAGAAUUCUCACCCUGGACAUAAAUGGAAAAGGAAAACUCAGAGGAGAAUUCACUGGAAUAACAGUGGUUGCGAAGGGUCUAGCUAAGCCCAUACAAAAGGACGGAGUUGAAUAUCUUCAGGUGGACAAGAUUUUGACAAGAGUUAGAGUUAGUAAUGCCCAGAUCGGUUUCGAUGACACGGAAAGACCACUGGCUGCCGCAUCGGCUGCGUCAUUCUUCAACUCGAGUCCUGGAGUCGUUCUGGACAUCCUUAAUCCUUUAAUAGAAGAGACAAGUGCAGCCGUCAUCAAAGCCUUCGUCAACAAGAUCCUUGGAAACAUACCCUUGCACGAGAUACUCGUUGAUGACGUACCAUCCUUUUCGAGCGUAUAUCCUGAAGACCUUAAAGUGACAGCGAACAUUAGUUUGCCACGACUGGUGAUGACCGGGGACUACAUGGUAAUCGGAGAAUUCCAGAUGCUUCCCGUUGAAUCUAUUGGGAAAAUGGCUGCUAAUUUCAGUGAGUGCACAAUCGCCUUGGAAGCGUUAGGCGCCAGAGUGCACACGAGAAUGGUGAUAAGGGACGCAAGGGUGCGGCUUCGCUGUGCUGGUCCGGUUGGAGCCAACCUCAUGGAAGCUCACUCGACAACCGACGAAAUGGAAAUGGUAACCGAUCACAUAGUGAGCAUGCACUCCGAGGAUCUGGUCAGGGAGGUGCAGCCGGCCAUCGAGACUGCCCUCGCGAUGGUACUCGAAGAUAUCGCCAAUAAAUUCCUGAAGCACGUCCCGGCCGAAAUGGUGUUCCCGAAUUAUCACGAACUACCGCUACUUUUAAAGCAGUGCUCAUAUCUUUUUCUAAUCAAUAACAACAUGUUAUGUAUUUUUUUAUUAAUUUGUGCUAUAAGUUUAUGUGAAGGAGACAAUAAUUUUAUAAACUUUGGUGGUUUUAUAUGUCCGAGAGAAGAAAAGGCGUUGGGGAAAUGUCUGAAAGACGCUUUGAACGAGUAUAUCCCUAAAUUAGCCACAGGACUGCCGGAAUAUGGGGUUCCCCCAUCGGAGCCGCUUAUCGUUCCAUCGAUUUCUAUCCAGCAGUCAACUGGUCCCAUCACGGUUACUUCGUCGUACUCUGAUGUUACGGUCCGAGGGCCCUCGAAGAUGCGAAUUAAGGAUGUCCAGGUGAACUCAGUGCACCGUCGUGUUGUAGCCAAGCUGUAUAUUCCAGAGCUCAAGAUGAAGGGCAAUUACAAGUUAUCUGGACAGCUCCUCAUGUUGCCAAUGAAUGGAGAAGGACAGUUUACUGCAAAAUAUGGCGAUAUUGAUGCAACAGUAACAAUAAUAUUAGGCCGUGAGCCUCGACCGAACAGCGUAGAUGCUCUCACUUGUGACCAGCUCGACGUCAAUUUUCACGUGGGCUACGCUUCCAUGCAACUUGAAAAUCUAUUUGGUGGCGACGGAGAACUGAGUAAAGCAAUGAAUAAAUUUCUUAACGAGAACUGGAAGAAAUUAUCAGAAGAACUUCAAGUGCCGAUGGAGGAAGCGCUACGUGAUUUCUUGAAGCCACUGGCAGAUCACGCUUUUGCUACUCUCAACGCUGACGACAUUUUGCUAACUUAAAUGCUACUCUAUAAAUUCUAAUCUUAGACUAUUUAGGUGCAUCUUUUUAUAUGAAUCUUUUUCCUACCUAUUCCCUAGUAGCCUAUGGAACUAUUCCAGCUACUGACGGAGAGAGUUUGCUAACACUAACCCUAGAACCCGCAGAAUCUACCACCGGAUCGGAAUCGCGACCCACUGAGAAGAUCCGGCGAGAAAAUCAGUGGGUUAUAUCUCAUAGACAUUCGCAUGUCAAACUUUUGACCGGUGCUUGAAUAUCUUAAAAUCACCGAGUGGGGAUUCGUGGGAUCAGACAAUCUAUGCAUCACUAGUCAUUCGAUGAUUUUAUUGGAAUAUGAUAACAAUUGUGAGUAAUUAAUGAUUUGCGAUGAGAAAUAUUUGAAGAGAGAAAAUAAAAGUGAAAGAGAUUCAAAUGACAAAUAAUGUAUACUAAGACUCUGUGCAAUCCAUUUUGGUAGCAGAGCGCAUAGAUUAUACACUUAUAAUAAACCAUAGAUGCACUUUGAUGAACACAUUUCCUUUGAACAUGUAAGCAUUUUUUGACAUUAUGAAUAUGUAAAGUAGUUACAUUAAAAGUCAAAUAAUGUCUUGAUCAGAGUAAAAGGCGUGGUCUUACUUAUAUAGAGUUUAUUAGAUAAUACAUCACAUUCUCAUUUUGGAUUAAACCUAAUAUUAUACAUUUAAAAUUCAUUCGUGAACUUAAAUAAAUAAAUCUUAUAUCUAA
Bombyx mori (domestic silkworm) is the source of this 2792-nucleotide messenger RNA. RefSeq lists its product as uncharacterized. Lineage: Eukaryota; Metazoa; Arthropoda; Insecta; Lepidoptera; Bombycidae. The record is from RefSeq and is a predicted model, not a curated record. The transcript is spliced from 15 exons. The coding region runs from base 92 to 2071 and encodes 659 amino acids.